AUGGCGAGCGGACGCAUGUCCAUGUACUCGGUGGCCUCCGAGGGCAUGGGAGGUCCUCGUGCCGGCCAACAACCCUCGCAGUUUUCCACCACGACCCUCCUCAACGCUAUUCACAACAUUUACCUGUCGUCUCAACCCUUCAAGUUGGACGCUGGCACCAGUCUUGUCGUCAACACAUGGCUCACCGCAGCACAGGCCGGACCGGACGGAAGAACAGGAGGCACCAUAGACCCUGCCCUCGGUGCCAGAGCAUGGGAACAUGCUCGCCGCCGCGCUGAGGAUGGCUGCAUCAUUCUCGGCCCCUCGGUCCUCACGCCAUUCCUCUCAUCUCUACCGCUCAAUAUCCCGUCAUCCGUCUACAGGUCACUCGAAGCCAUCCAACCUUUCCUGAGAUGCUCCACCCCCUACAACCCCUCCGCUUCCAGACAGUCUGCCCUCGGCGUCACCUUGACACUCAACCUGGCCGGUAACUUCCAGGGAGCCGCCAUCGCCCUGUCCCAGGGUGGCAUCGAUACCGCAAAGGGCCUGCUCAACAUCCCCUCUGAACCGGGAUACCGCGCCUUUGACGUUUUUUACUACCUGUUGACGUCGGUCUCUACGCCGGCCGAGAGAGAGUUCCUGGGCCUCAAGCCCGCCUCCAGCUAUGCCCUGCUUGCGAGAUCCGGCACAUACGACCCGCCCUCCUACCUCCCCACCGCUGACGAUGCCGCCGCUGCCGAUGAUUUCAGAACCGCCCUCAAGGACAUUGGCAUCAAGGGCUCUGCGUACCGCAACCUCAUCUCUACCCUUGCCGGUCUGCUCAAGCUCGGCGACACGCUCGACUACAACCUGGACGAGGACGUCUUUGACGAAAUCUGCGAGGAUGUGAGCGGCUUGCUGGGUAUGGACCCCGAGACCCUUGCCACGCAGUGCACGACGCAGGACCGGUCAACGCUGGUCGGCGGUCUGUACGAGGCAUUGGUCGACUGGGUCAUCUCCAAGGCCAACCAGGCGAUUUCUGCACAGAUGGCCCGUAUCAGAGACGGCACCGAGUCCAUCGCAGGUGGUGCCCGCACGCCCACUUCCAACGGCGACGGCGACACCGUCUGCAUCACCAUCUUGGAUGUCCCUGACCCAACCCUGGGCAAGGCCUUGACCAUGCGUGGAAUCUUUGACGAUACCGUAGGCAUCAACUCGGAGAUGAUUGCUGACGGCAUCGAGGCCUCGCCUGCCGGCAGCACCGUCGUGCGUGAGAUGCAGACGGCCGUUGCGGAAGUUGGCCAUGAGCUCGGCAUCAUGUCUGGUGCCGCCGGCAAGGACCGCCAGCACGCCCUCGAGAAGCGUGAAGAGGUCCUCGAAAAGAUUGGACACUCUGCCGACGACGACGCGUUUCUAAAGAAGCUGCUCUUUCCGGUCUCCGGCCAGGGCAUCAACCUGGGGGUUACUGGACGUCUUGAGCUCGCAUCCCUCCUCAGCUCCAGCCGCGUGUGGUACCACCUCUCGAUCCACCCCACCGACGACUCUCCCGCCAGCUUGGCUGCUCUGCCUUCAGUCAACUCUGCCUGGUCAGCCGGCACGGUCUCCCGCCAGCUCCGCUCCUGGAGGCUGCCUGAGUGGGCCAACAGGCGAAACAAGAACCUGGACUUCACUGCCGAUUUCGAUAUCGACGAGUUUGUCCAGCGAUACGCUGCGUUGGGCUGCCAAGAUGGCCGCGAGGGCAUCGAGACGUGGAUUCUCGAGCGCGGAUGGACCAACGGUGAGGUCAUUGUUGGCAAGGAGCGUGUGUGGACGCGUGAGAGCGCUUGGUGGGAGGCGGAGAGCAUGCUCGACAUGAAGCCCCUCGACAACAAUCUCCCCGGUAUGGGCAAUGUCCUAGCCGUCAACAACCUCGAGUCGGGCUACUCGGCAAACGGCAGCGGCUACUUCCCGACGCCCAUGCUCGACACGACGCCCAACGGCAGCCGUGAUCACCUCAUUGCUCACCAGCGCAACGCCAGCCAGGGCAACCUCUCCCAACACACCCUCGCCCACAACGCCGCGAUGCGUGCUCCGUCCGUCGCUCCUUCGGGCAUGCGUCCCGCGCAGAACGGAGACUACGGCCUCGGCACCAAGGGUGACACCUACAAGGGCCAAGUCUUUUACAACAACGAGGGCGAGUUUGUCGGCCAGAUGGAUCCCGAGAUUGCUGACGGCAAGCACGUCGAGGAGAAGACCAUGGACAAGGAUCGCCGCCUCUGGGUCGCCAUUGUGUGGUUCUGGACCUUUUGGAUCCCCUCGCCUGCGCUGCGCGUCAUCGGCCGCAUGAAGCGUCCCGACGUGCGCAUGGCCUGGCGUGAAAAGUUCACCUUGGUCUGGUUCAUCGUGCUCAUUAACGCUGCUAUUGUUUUCUGGAUUAUCGGUUUCGGCAAGCUCCUGUGUCCCAACUUUGACAAGGCCUGGGACAGGACCGAAGUCGGCACGCACCAGGGCGAGACUGAUUUCUACGUCAGCUUCCGCGGUGGUGUGUACGAUGUCUCCAAGUUCUGGAAGACGCAGCACUCCGACACCAACAUUGAGACGACCAAAGCCAACAUGCUCCAAUUCGCCGGAUUGGACAUGGACGACUACUUCCCGCCCCCUCUCACUCUGGUGUGCCCCGGCCUUGGAAUCGCCUCGUCCACCGCGCUCCAGGCCAACAACACCCCCGAGUUCACAAUUGGUAUCCACAAGUCUGGCUCCUUGGCCGACGACCGUACUAGCGCGCUCGGAGACAGUGACUGGUACAGCAAGAAGCUGCUGCCGCGCAUGAAGGAGUUCUACAAGGGCGACCUCGUCUGGGACAAGAGUGACGUCAAGUCGGACGGCCAGGACAACAGCCACAUGUGGGUUAUCUACAACGGCGGCGUCUACGACUUUACAAACUACUACCACACUCAGGAUGUCUUCAAGCAGGUCGACACGUACAAGUUCCUCAACACCAAGAUGAUGAGCGCUGUCGAGAACAACCCGGGUGAAGACAUCACCGACAACUGGAACACCAUCAUCAAGGCCGCCGCCAGCAACUCGACCGAGAACACCAGCGUCCAGAACAGUCUCAACUGCGCCAAGAAUCUGUUCUACGUGGGUAUUCCAGACUUCCGCUACUCCGCUAGGUGCCAGACCAACAACUACAUCAUGUUAGCCAUGACGAUUAUUCUCUGCGCCGUCAUUCUCAUCAAGUUCUUGGCUGCUCUGCAGUUCGGUUCCAAGCGUCGUCCCGCGCCGCAAGACAAGUUUGUUAUCUGUCAAGUGCCGGCCUAUACCGAAGGCGAAGACUCGCUGCGAAAGGCGCUCGACUCUUUGACGGCUCUUCAGUACGACAACAAGCGCAAGCUCAUCUGCGUCAUUUGCGACGGUGUCAUUGUCGGUGAAGGCAACGAUCGUCCCACCCCCAAGAUUGUCCUGGAUAUCCUCGGCGUCGACCCCAAGGUUGACCCGCCCGCGCUGCCCUUCAAGUCUGUCGGCACGGGCAGCGAGCAACUCAACUACGGCAAGGUGUACUCUGGUCUGUACGAGUUCGAAGGCAACGUCGUCCCCUACCUCGUCAUUGUCAAAUGCGGCAAGGAAUCCGAGCAGAGCAAGGCCAAGCCCGGCAACAGAGGCAAGCGUGACUCCCAGAUCCUGCUGAUGAGCUUCCUCAACCGCGUCCACCACCGUUCCCCCAUGUCCCCGCUCGAGCUAGAAAUGUUCCACCAGAUCAACAACAUCAUCGGCGUGGAUCCCGAGCUGUACGAAUACCUGAUGAUGAUUGACGCCGAUACCUGUGUCCGGGAAGACUCGCUCAACAGACUGGUUUCCGCCUGUGCCAACGACGCCAAGAUUGCCGGUAUCUGUGGUGAGACUGGUCUGCAAAACGACGACAAGACCUGGUGGACCAUGAUUCAAGUCUACGAGUACUUCAUCUCCCACAACCUGGCCAAGGCUUUCGAGUCUCUCUUCGGAUCCGUCACCUCCAGUUUCACAAUGUACCGUCUGCGGACCGUCGACAAGGGCAAGCCGCUCAUUAUCUCAGACGGCAUCAUUCGCGACUACGCCGUGUGUGACGUCGACACCCUCCACAAGAAGAACCUGCUGUCGCUUGGUGAGGAUCGUUACCUGACGACGCUGAUGACCAAGUACUUCCCGUCCAUGAAGUUCAAGUUCAUCCCCGACGCGUACUGCCAGACUGCUGCCCCCGAAUCGUGGAGCGUUCUGCUGUCCCAACGUCGUCGCUGGAUCAACUCCACCAUCCACAACCUGUUUGAACUGAUGAAGCUCAAGGAGAUGUGCGGUUUCUGCUGCUUCAGCAUGCGCUUCAUCGUCUUUGUUGAUCUCUUUGGUACCAUUAUUCUCCCGGCGACGACCUUUUACCUCGGCUACCUUAUCUACCUCGUGGCCAGUAAGACCGGACAAUUCCCCAUGAUUUCCAUCAUUAUGCUCGCCGCGGUGUACGGUCUCCAAGCCCUCAUCUUCAUCCUGAAACGGCAAUGGCAGCACAUCGGAUGGAUGAUUAUCUACAUCCUCGCUUUCCCCAUCUACAACUUUGCGCUCCCCAUCUACUCCUUCUGGAACCAGGACAACUUCUCGUGGGGUAACACGCGUAUCGUCAUUGGAGAAAAGGGCAUGAAGAAGCUCGUCGCCGUCGACGACGAAGGCUUCGACCCCCGCAGCAUCCCCCUCCAGCGCUGGGACGACUACGCCAUGAUGAACAACCUCCCCGGCCGCCGCGGCGGCUACAUGGAGAAGGCCGACAUGGGCUACGACGACCAGUACGAGAUGGACGAGAUCCGCUCUGUUUACUCGUCCGUCCGCCAGGGCUCCGUCCUCACGGGCAUGAACCGCAACAACCACUACGUCCCGCCCCAGUCGCCCGCGCCCUUUGGCGGCAUGGCGCGCGCCUCGGGCGCCACGAGCCCCUACCACCACGACCAGCACAUGGCCAACCGCCAAUCCAUGGUCUCGCUCGGCGCCCACGAUAUCAACCGCGGCCAGACGCCCUUCCAGGACUUCCCCAGCAGCCGGCCGAGCGUCUCCAACCUCCGCGGCCAGGCCAGCGUCUCUCCCGGCCUGGGCGUUGGGAACAACCGCUCGCAGUCGGCUCUCGGCAUCAACCGCCAGCAGGCCGGCGCCGCGCAGUCGACGUCGUCCUUCGACUUCCAGCGCGGCAACAUGCAAGGGCCCGACGACGGCAUGAUCAUUGACGCCAUCCAAGGCGUCCUGCGCGAGGUCGACCUCGACACGGUGACCAAGAAGCAGGUGCGCGCUCUCGUCGAGCAGAGGCUGCAGACGGGACUCGUCGGCGAGAGGAGGACGUUUAUGGACAGACAGAUUGACAACGAGCUGGCCAACAUGUAA
Molecule: messenger RNA, 5331 nt
Organism: Colletotrichum fioriniae
Lineage: Eukaryota; Fungi; Ascomycota; Sordariomycetes; Glomerellales; Glomerellaceae
Source: RefSeq, a predicted model, not a curated record